This is a messenger RNA of Pyrus x bretschneideri (Chinese white pear), 780 nucleotides long. Its product is annotated as actin-depolymerizing factor 1. The transcript is spliced from 3 exons. Gene Ontology annotation, molecular function: actin filament binding. The coding region runs from base 155 to 574 and encodes 139 amino acids. Gene Ontology annotation, cellular component: actin cytoskeleton; cytoplasm. The record is from RefSeq and is a predicted model, not a curated record. Gene Ontology annotation, biological process: actin filament depolymerization. NCBI's taxonomy places the organism in Eukaryota, Viridiplantae, Streptophyta, Magnoliopsida, Rosales, Rosaceae.
UCUCUCUGCCGUGACGGUAAUAUUAGCAACGCUUCCUAAGGAGGAAAGCUCCCACAUAUUCCUGCCGCGACCCGCAGCCCUCUUCUUCCACCGCUGAGACUCUAUCCAUCUCUCUCUCUCUCUCUCUCUCUCUCCGCCGAUAUUUCUCGGGAAAAUGGCAAAUGCAAGAUCCGGGAUGGCUGUGCAUGACGAAUGCAAGCUAAAGUUUUUAGAAUUGAAGGCAAAAAGAACUUACCGCUUCAUAGUUUACAAGAUCGAGGAGAAGCAAAAUGAGGUUAUAGUGGAAAAGCUUGGCGAACCAACUGACAGCUAUGAGGAUUUCUCUGCAAGCCUCCCUGCUAACGAGUGCCGAUACGCUGUUUAUGACUUUGAUUACGUGACGGAGGAGAACUGCCAGAAGAGCCGGAUUAUUUUCGUUGCUUGGUCCCCUGACACGGCGAAGGUGAGAAGCAAGAUGAUUUACGCGAGUUCGAAGGACACGUUUAAGAGAGAGUUGGACGGAAUUCAGAUGGAGUUGCAAGCUACUGAUCCAACCGAAGUGGGUCUCGAUGUUAUUAGAAGCCGUGCUAAUUGAACGAAAAGCAUCGUCGAUGAAACGAGGUUCAACUAUCCAAUCUGUUCUUUACGGUGACAUGUUUAUAGCCCUAUGAUCGUCAAUUUGGUUUACUAUUGCACUUCGUUGAUGAUUCGACUUGUAAUUCGUAGAUUAUUGGUACCUCAUUUUGGCUUGAUAUACAAAACCAAUAUGGUGGUUUAUUGGAAUGGAUAUCACUUGUGUCC